Molecule: messenger RNA, 4998 nt
Organism: Macaca mulatta (Rhesus monkey)
Lineage: Eukaryota; Metazoa; Chordata; Mammalia; Primates; Cercopithecidae
Gene: TLR7
Product: toll like receptor 7
Biological process (GO): toll-like receptor signaling pathway; positive regulation of interleukin-6 production; canonical NF-kappaB signal transduction
Cellular component (GO): plasma membrane
Molecular function (GO): pattern recognition receptor activity; protein binding
Source: RefSeq, marked inferred
GAAGACUCGAGAUUAGGAUCACUCCAUACCAUCAAGAAAGUUGAUGCUAUUGGGUCCAUCUCAAGCUGAUCUUGGCACCUCUCAUGCUCUGCUCUCUUCAACCAGACCUCUACAUUCCAUUCUGGAAGAAGACUAAAAAUGAUGUUUCCAGUGUGGACACUGAAGAGACAAAUUCUUAUCCUUUUUAACAUAAUCCUAAUUUCCAAACUCCUUGGGGCUAGAUGGUUUCCUAAAACUCUGCCCUGUGAUGUCACUCUGGAUGUUUCAAAGAACCAUGUGAUCGUGGACUGCACAGACAAGCAUUUGACAGAAAUUCCUGGAGGUAUUCCCACCAACACUACGAACCUCACCCUCACCAUUAACCACAUACCAGACAUCUCCCCAGCGUCCUUUCACAGACUGGUCCAUCUGGUAGAGAUCGAUUUCAGAUGCAACUGUGUACCUAUUCGAUUGGGGUCAAAAAGCAACAUGUGCCCCAGGAGGCUGCAGAUUAAACCCAGAAGCUUUAGUGGACUCACUUAUUUAAAAUCCCUUUACCUGGAUGGAAACCAGCUUCUAGAGAUACCGCAGGGCCUUCCACCCAGCUUACAGCUUCUCAGCCUUGAGGCCAACAACAUCUUUUCCAUCAGAAAAGAGAAUCUAACAGAACUGGCCAACAUAGAAAUACUCUACCUGGGCCAAAACUGUUAUUAUCGAAAUCCUUGUUAUGUUUCAUAUUCAAUAGAAAAAGAUGCCUUCCUAAACUUGACAAAGUUAAAAGUGCUCUCCCUGAAAGAUAACAAUGUCACAACCGUCCCUACUGUUUUGCCAUCUACUUUAACAGAACUAUAUCUCUACAACAACAUGAUUGCAGAAAUCCAAGAAGAUGAUUUUAAUAACCUCAACCAAUUACAAAUUCUUGACCUAAGUGGAAAUUGCCCUCGUUGUUAUAAUGCCCCAUUUCCUUGUACGCCAUGUAAAAAUAAUUCUCCCCUACAGAUCCCUGUAAAUGCUUUUGAUGCGCUGACAGAAUUAAAAGUUUUACGUCUACACAGUAACUCUCUUCAGCAUGUGCCCCCAAGAUGGUUUAAGAACAUCAACAAUCUCCAGGAACUAGAUCUGUCCCAAAACUUCUUGGCCAAAGAAAUUGGGGAUGCCAAAUUUCUGCAUUUUCUCCCCAACCUCAUCCAAUUGGAUCUGUCUUUCAAUUUUGAACUUCAGGUCUAUCGUGCAUCUAUGAAUCUAUCACAAGCAUUUUCUUCACUGAAAAGCCUGAAAAUUCUGCGGAUCAGAGGAUAUGUCUUCAAAGAGCUGAAAAGCUUUAACCUCUCUCCAUUACAUAAUCUUCAAAAUCUUGAAGUUCUUGAUCUUGGUACUAACUUUAUAAAAAUUGCUAACCUCAGCAUGUUUAAACAAUUUAAAAGAUUGAAAGUCAUAGAUCUUUCAGUGAAUAAAAUAUCACCUUCAGGAGAUUCAAGUGAAGUUGGCUUCUGCUCAAAUGCCAGAACUUCUGUAGAAAGUUAUGAACCCCAGGUCCUGGAACAAUUAUAUUAUUUCAGAUAUGAUAAGUAUGCAAGGAGUUGCAGGUUCAAAAACAAAGAGGCUUCUUUCACGUCUGUUAAUGAAAGCUGCUACAAGUAUGGGCAGACCUUGGAUCUAAGUAAAAAUAGUAUAUUUUUUAUCAAGUCCUCUGAUUUUCAGCAUCUUUCUUUCCUCAAAUGCCUGAAUUUGUCAGGAAAUCUCAUUAGCCAAACUCUUAAUGGCAGUGAAUUCCAACCUUUAGCAGAGCUGAGAUAUUUGGACUUCUCCAACAACCGGCUUGAUUUACUCCAUUCAACAGCAUUUGAAGAGCUUCGCAAAUUGGAAGUUCUGGAUAUAAGCAGUAAUAGCCAUUAUUUUCAAUCAGAAGGAAUUACUCAUAUGCUAAACUUUACCAAGAACCUAAAGGUUCUGCAGAAACUGAUGAUGAACGACAAUGACAUCUCUUCCUCCACCAGCAGGACCAUGGAGAGUGAGUCUCUUAGAACUCUGGAAUUCAGAGGAAAUCACUUAGAUGUUUUAUGGAGAGAUGGUGAUAACAGAUACUUACAAUUAUUCAAGAAUCUGCUAAAAUUAGAGGAAUUAGACAUCUCUAAAAAUUCCCUAAGUUUCUUGCCUUCUGGAGUUUUUGAUGGUAUGCCUCCAAAUCUAAAGAAUCUCUCUUUGGCCAAAAAUGGGCUCAAAUCUUUCAUUUGGGAAAAACUCCGUUAUCUAAAGAACCUGGAAACUUUGGACCUCAGCCACAACCAACUGACGACUGUCCCUGAGAGAUUAUCCAACUGUUCCAGAAGCCUCAAGAAUCUGAUUCUUAAGAAUAAUCAAAUCAGGAGUCUGACGAAGUAUUUUCUACAAGAUGCCUUCCAGUUGCGAUAUCUGGAUCUCAGCUCAAAUAAAAUCCAGAUGAUCCAAAAGACCAGCUUCCCAGAAAAUGUCCUCAACAAUCUGAAGAUGUUGCUUUUGCAUCAUAAUCGAUUUUUGUGCACCUGUGAUGCUGUGUGGUUUGUCUGGUGGGUUAACCAUACGGAGGUGACUAUUCCUUACCUGGCCACAGACGUGACUUGCGUGGGGCCAGGAGCACACAAGGGCCAGAGUGUGAUCUCCCUGGAUCUGUAUACCUGUGAGUUAGAUCUGACUAACCUGAUUCUGUUCUCACUUUCCAUAUCUGUAUCUCUCUUUCUCAUGGUGAUGAUGACAGCAAGUCACCUCUAUUUCUGGGAUGUGUGGUAUAUUUACCAUUUCUGUAAGGCCAAGAUAAAGGGGUAUCAGCGUCUAAUAUCACCAGACUGUUGCUAUGAUGCUUUCAUUGUGUAUGACACUAAAGACCCAGCUGUGACAGAGUGGGUUUUGGCUGAGCUGGUGGCCAAACUGGAAGACCCAAGAGAGAAACAUUUUAAUUUAUGUCUCGAGGAAAGGGACUGGUUACCAGGGCAGCCAGUUCUGGAAAACCUUUCCCAGAGCAUACAGCUUAGCAAAAAGACAGUGUUUGUGAUGACAGACAAGUAUGCAAAGACCGAAAAUUUUAAGAUAGCAUUUUACUUGUCCCAUCAGAGGCUCAUGGAUGAAAAAGUUGAUGUGAUUAUCUUGAUAUUUCUUGAGAAGCCCUUUCAGAAGUCCAAGUUCCUCCAGCUCCGGAAAAGACUCUGUGGGAGUUCUGUCCUUGAGUGGCCAACAAACCCGCAGGCUCACCCAUACUUCUGGCAGUGUCUAAAGAACGCCCUGGCCACAGACAAUCACGUGGCCUAUAGUCAGGUGUUCAAGGAAACGGUCUAGCCCUUCUUUGCAAAACACGACUGCCUAGCUUACCAAGGAGAUGCCUGGUGGUUUAAAUUGUUUUCAUGUAUGUCACACCAAAAGCGUGUUUUGAAAUUCUUCAAGAAAUGAGAUUGCCCAUAUUUCGGGGGAGUCACCAACAUCUGUCACAGGAGUUGGAAAGAUGGAAUUUAUAUAAUGCAUUGAGUCUUCUUUCCUAUGUCUCUGUGUCUCUAUUUGCACUUGAGUCUCUCCCCUCAGCUCUUGUAUAAAAUACUGUUGGGAAAGGAGUGCCAAGUAAAAAACACAGGGCUCUGAUGCUCCUGUAAUUGUGAUGAUUAAAUAUACACACAAUCAUGACAUUGAGGAGAACUGCAUUUCUACCCUUAAAAAGUACUGGUAUAUACAGAAAUAGGGUUUAAAAAAAGCUCAAGCUCUGUCUAUAUGAGACCAAAAUGUACUAGAGUUAGUUUAGUGAAAUAAAAACCCAGUCAACUGGCUGGGCACGGUGGCUCAUGCUUGUAAUCCCAGCACUUUGGGAGGCCGAGGCGGGUGGAUCACGAGAUCAGGAGUUCAAGACCAGUCUGGCCAACACGGUGAAACCCUGUCUCUGCUAAAAAUACAAAAAUUAGCUGCGCGUGGUGGCAGGUGCCUAUAAUCCCAGCUACUUGGGAGGCUGAGGCAGGAGAAUUGCUUGAACCUGGGAGGCGGAGGUGGCAGUGAGCCAAGAUUGUGCCACUGCACUCCAGCCUGGGCGACAGAGCUAGACUCUGUCUCAAAAAACAAACAAACAAACAAAACCCAGUCAACUUCUUAACCAAUUGCUUCUGUGACAUCCAGGGCCCCGUUCUGUGCAGAUCGAGUGUGGGCACCACACAGGUGGUUGCUGCUUCAGUGCUUCCUGCUCUUUUCCCUUGGGCCUGCUCCUUCCAUAGGGAAACAGCGAGAAAGAAAGACACAUCCUUACCAUAAACGGAUAUGGUCCACCUACAAAUGGAAAAAUAUUUAAAUGAUCUGCCUUUAUACAAAGUGAUAUUCUCUACCUUUGAUAAUUUACCUGCUUAAAUGUUUUUAUCUGUACUGCAAAGUACUGUAUCCAAAGUAAAAUUUCCUCAUCCAAUAUCUUUCAAACUGUUUUGUUAACUAAUGCCAUAUAUUUGUAAAUACCUGCACGCUUGAUACAGCAAUGUUAGAUGGUUUUGACGGUAAGCCCUAAAGGAGGACUCCGAGAGUGUGUAUUUAUCUAUACUUUUAUCAGAGAUGACAAUUAUUUGAAUGCCAAUUAUAUGGAUUCCUUUCAUUUUUUGCUGGGGGAUGGGAGAAGAAACCAAAGUUUAUAGACCUUCACAUUGAGAAAGCUUCAGUUUUGAACUUCAACUAUCAGAUUCAAAAACAACAGAAAGAACCAAGACAUUCUUAAGACACAUGUACUUUCAACUGGGUAUAAAUUCAUGAGUUCAAAGAUUGAAACCUGACCAAUUUGCUUUAUUUCAUGGAAGAAGUGAUCUACAAUGGUGUUUGUGCCAUUUGGAAAACAGCGUGCAUGUGUUCAAGCCUGUGAUUGAAGACAUAUUUUCCUCAUAUGUGGCAGUGCCAAAGGCUUUACUUUACCUGUGAGUACACACUAAAUGAAUUAUUUCCAAAGGACAUUUAAUCAGUAAGGGUCACAAAUUCCCAAAUUAAUCUCUGGAAUAAAUAGAGAGGUAAUUGAAUUGCUGGAGUCAACUGUUU